Molecule: messenger RNA, 492 nt
Organism: Paramuricea clavata
Lineage: Eukaryota; Metazoa; Cnidaria; Anthozoa; Malacalcyonacea; Plexauridae
Source: the annotation of a GenBank genome assembly
AUGGCUGUUAAAAAUAAUUCCCAGAUUCACUGGGAGAAAUUUAAAGAAAUACGUAACAAAGUCAAUUCAGAACUAACUAAAGCUAAAACAGCAUUUUUCUGUAACAAAUUUGAGAACUGCGCACAAUCGAAAGAUAUGAAACAUAGUUGGAAGCUAAUUAAUAUUCUCUUAGGUAAAAACAAAAAAUCAAAUAAUAUCUCUCAACUUAAAUGUGACGAUGUUGUGAUUUCAGAUGAUACUUUGAAAGCUGAGGCGUUUAAUGACUUCUUUGUUAACAUCGGGGUAAAUUUGGCUAAUGAAAUUGAGAACGAUUCUCCAUGUACGAACUUUUCAGAUGAUGAAAAUUACCACUCUAACUAUUACUCUAAUAUAAAUUUUAAAUUUUCUGAAAUUAGUAUGGAUGAUAUUAUUUGUCAAUUACGUAAUCUUAAAAUUUCAAAGUCUACCGGUAUUGAUAACAUCCCUGCUAUAGCUCUUAAAUUGUCCGCGGAA